Messenger RNA from Periophthalmus magnuspinnatus, 1398 nucleotides. RefSeq names its product ras-related GTP binding D (gene rragd). Lineage: Eukaryota; Metazoa; Chordata; Actinopteri; Gobiiformes; Gobiidae. Gene Ontology annotation, molecular function: GTPase activity; GTP binding. Bases 217 to 1398 code for a protein of 393 amino acids. Gene Ontology annotation, biological process: cellular response to starvation; positive regulation of TOR signaling; regulation of autophagy. The record is from RefSeq and is a predicted model, not a curated record. Gene Ontology annotation, cellular component: lysosome; nucleus; Gtr1-Gtr2 GTPase complex. The transcript has 7 exons.
AAGACAGACAGAAAGACAGAAAAGAAAAGAAAAGAAGAAAAAGAAAGGAAAUCUUUAAAGCACUUGUGUGCCCCAGCCUCACUCUCAGCUGGAGUGAGGUGAGAGUGAACAGCAGAAGCAGCAUGGCUCACUCCACUCAAAUGACACCGGGAGGGAAAGUUUAGGCACCGCAAACACUCCCGAAGCUGACAGCCAACCCACCACAAACAGACCAACAUGUCCGGCAGCGACAGGAGCCCCCUGCCCGGGGACGAGGACAGUGACACCGGCCUGGAUUAUUACGACGAAGAGGACGAAAUGGAGGCGUUAGUGGAGGCGCAGCUGGGCGGAGAGGACGGAGAGUUGGGCUUCAGCGAUUCCUUAAGUGGAGAAGUCAAACCCCGGAUUUUGCUCAUGGGGCUGAGGAGGAGCGGCAAGUCCUCCAUCCAAAAAGUCGUGUUCCACAAAAUGUCGCCAAACGAGACUCUUUUUCUGGAGAGCACCAAUAAGAUCUGCAGAGAGGACGUGUCCAGCAGCUCCUUCGUCAGCUUCCAGAUCUGGGACUUCCCGGGACAGAUCGACUUCUUUGACCCCUCCUUCGACUAUGAGAUGAUUUUCAGAGGGACGGGGGCUCUCAUCUUUGUCAUUGACUCACAGGACGAUUACGUGGAGGCUCUGAGCCGGCUGCACUUGACUGUGACCAGAGCGUACAAAGUGAACCCGGACAUCAGCUUUGAGGUUUUCAUUCACAAAGUGGACGGACUCUCGGACGACCACAAGAUCGAGAAGCAAAGAGACAUCCACAAACGAGCCAACGACGACCUGGCGGACGCAGGGCUCGAAAAAAUACAUCUGAGUUUCUAUUUGACCAGUAUAUACGACCACUCCAUAUUUGAAGCCUUCAGUAAAGUGGUGCAGAAACUCAUCCCUCAGCUGCCCACGCUGGAAAACCUGCUCAACAUCUUCAUUUCGAACUCGGGCAUUGAAAAGGCGUUCCUGUUCGACGUGGUCAGUAAGAUUUACAUUGCGACGGACAGCAGCCCCGUGGACAUGCAGACCUACGAGCUCUGCUGCGACAUGAUCGACGUGGUCAUCGACAUCUCCUGCAUCUACGGGUGGAUGGACAGUGAGGCCGGUUUGCCGUACGAUAAAGAGUCGAUGGCGAUUAUCCACCUGAACAACACGACCGUCAUGUACCUGAAGGAGGUCACCAAGUUCCUGGCCAUGGUCUGUUUCCUGCGCAAAGAGAGUUUCGAGAGGAAAGGUUUGAUCGACUACAACUUCCACUGUUUCAAAAGGGCCAUUCAGGAAGUGUUUGACGUGCGCCUCAAAGUUCAACAGAACCGAAAGCUGCUCAGCCAAAGGAGGUGGAGCAAACUGACUUCAAUGAGCAACGGAGCAGCGAGCAACCCCCACUGA